GUGUUUCCUGUCGUAUUCGCUUGACAAGUAAAGAGAAGGACUAGGUAUAACUCAACAGAAAGUGAAAGAAAACAAAAGCUUAAUUUCGACUACCGCCGGCAAGGGAUUCCAGGUUGCCGAGGUCUGCCACUAUUGAAUAAACACGCCGCCGCUAUGGAGACGUCCAAUCUGUCAGCAUCUAAACCUAGAGAACCCUCGCGUCGAUCGUCAUCUUCUUCACAUUCUACACACACAAAGCAGAACCAAUCCAGGUUGGGCGAGGAAGGUGCAGUCAGCGAGAAUACGCCUAUUAACUCAAAUUCAACACGCCCGGACUACCAGUCUACAGAGGAGAUGAGGAGCCGGGGAUCAGCAUCGGGGACCAUUCGGGGAAAGUCAAGGGACUCAUCUCAGCCUCAAGAUGAGGGACCUAAUGGUGUUUCUAUGGUUCUUGGCGACGGGGAAAAUCACCAGCGGCCUUGGUACAUUCAGUUGGCCAAUCGAUAUGGCAGCAUGGAACUGGAGAAUAAGGGCAGUGUGGCUCGCGAUCACCUUGCAUUAGAACGCACAUUUCUGGCCUGGCUGCGGACUUCGCUGGCGUUUGCCUCUAUUGGUAUUGCAGUCACUCAGCUUUUCCGUCUGAGCAAUGCUGGUAACCUAAACCAAAAUGGAACGGAUUCUUCGUCUUCUUUGGACCAAUUGCAGAUAGAAAGCGCGACUAAACGCCUCCGGAAUCUUGGAAAACCUCUUGGGACUACAUUUAUCGCAGUCGCCAUUUUGAUUCUUUUUGUCGGAUUUCAUCGGUUUGCCGAGAGUCAGUAUUGGAUUGUCCGGGGGAAGUUCCCAGCUAGCCGUGGCAGUGUGAUCUUGAUUGCGUUUGUGGCAGCGGCUUUAAUAAUUGCUGCGUUGGUGGUGAUACUGGCGGUUGCUCCGGGGGCUGUGGAGACGUGAUUUCAGAUUUGUGUACAUUAUCUGCUUUAUUUGGUUGUCGCCAGGAGAUGACGACUUUCGGGCAUUAUUGUAUAGGCGUUGAUGGUGUAUAGCGAUGCAUGAAUAUACUUGCAUGGGUUGAGCCUACGAUACAUAAAUGCUAAUCUUCCGGAAUCAAGUGUAGUAUCAGCGAUGCUAGAUAGACGUUGUCACUUCAGAUUUAGGAUACGCUGUCCUGGCCUUGACGAGACCUGCACAAUCGCAAAUGAGGUGUCGUUCAUACAAAGGU
Molecule: messenger RNA, 1198 nt
Organism: Aspergillus ruber CBS 135680
Lineage: Eukaryota; Fungi; Ascomycota; Eurotiomycetes; Eurotiales; Aspergillaceae
Exons: 2
Coding region: 154-930 (258 amino acids)
Source: RefSeq, a predicted model, not a curated record